AUGCCACAAGUUGUAUAUCCGAGGCAGGACAUUUUGCAUACCUAUUCCUUUGCCUAUUUUAGACAGGACUUGAAGAAACCAGCUGAUUCUGGAAUUUUCCAUGUGGGUUUCAGCUUGUUUUCAAGGCACAAUCAUAGCAAACUUUGUCUUGGUGAUACAAAAAUUAAGCCUUUAAAAAAGAUGAGGCGCACAUUUUGCCCUUGUAGUAGUACAGGAGUUGUUGCAGAUGAACAUCAAGAAGACUUUCCUAAUGUAAAUGAGGACCUGUGUCCCGUUGAUUGUGUAAGGGAAUUCACCACGGAUGAAGAGUUCUGCAGAAUUCUGGACAAGGCUAAAGGAACAGGAUCUUUUGUGAUAGUAGAUUUUUACCGUACUUCUCGUGGAAGCUGCAAAUAUAUAGAGCAGGGUUUUGCUAAGUUGUGCAAGAAGGCUGGUGAUGACGAAGCUCUGAUUAUUUUCCUAAAGUAUAAUGUAAUGAACGAGUAUGAUGAGCAAUCCGAGGUUGCAGAGCGGCUAAGAAUCAAGGUUGUGCCUCUUUCAAUUCUACAAAGAUGGAGUCCUGUUUUAGAAGCAUUUCCAACCAAAAAUAAAGAAAAGAUUGUCGUAGCCAUCCUCAAGUAUUCAUCUUAGAACCCCAAGAUAUUUUGUGUUAACUUCAUGGGAAGGAUCACUCUCAUGCAAAAUUAGUUCUACAUGACACAAGUUCCUUAAACAUAAUUUGUAGACCAUACAUU
Molecule: messenger RNA, 734 nt
Organism: Arachis duranensis
Lineage: Eukaryota; Viridiplantae; Streptophyta; Magnoliopsida; Fabales; Fabaceae
Product: thioredoxin-like 4, chloroplastic
Exons: 3
Coding region: 1-630 (209 amino acids)
Cellular component (GO): chloroplast
Source: RefSeq, a predicted model, not a curated record